CAAUUCAAUUCGGGCAGUUGUUCAUCGUUCUCCGAACAAAAGAGUAGCUAGAGUUGAAUGAAACAUCAAGGAAGUUUAAAAAUUGCGUUUAUUUUUUAAAAUUAUAAUAAAUAAUAAUUCCGAAUCGUCCAAUAAAGUCAAAGUCGAUACAUUUCGUUUGUGAUAAUCGUUGUAUCGGUCGCAUUGUUCAAUAUUGUGAAAUUGCCUUGACGAAAAAGAGACGGCCAUUUUGAAUGAUGACAUCAGUGCAUCAUCAUAUGUAUUCGAGAUCUAUUUCACAAAUUCUAGAAAAAAAAAUGGUGCAGACAGUAACUGAUCCUCAACUUCAAUACAGAAUGAAUCCAUCAAUAUCGUCGGUAUUUUACUUGGAAAGAGUCGGAUUUGAGGCCCGAGUAAAUUACAGGCACAACCUAAAAAAUGGUCCGAAUUUGAUUGGUCGAAACGAUACUGAAGGAGUCGACAUCGGAAUCAAUUCAUUCCAUUGCUCCCGAAAACAUUGUGUGCUUAGUGUUUGUGACGAUGAAAUUACUGUUGAAGACCUGAACUCGUCCAAUGGAACAACUGUUAAUGGAGUGAAAUUCAGCGGAGAAAAGAAAACGGUGAAAGAGCAUGAUAUCAUAGGAAUUGUGGGCGGUGGCAAUCCUUUGUCAGAAUUGGUUGGAAAUUUUGGCUUCAUUGUUUAUCGCAUCUGCAAAUAUACGACCGAUAACAUUCAAACAUUUGAAAUUGAAGACGACGAUCCGAUCGAAUUGAGUGACAAUGAAGAAAGUGACGUUAUUUGCCUUGACUCAGAUGGCGAAUUAGUUGAUGCAAAGGAGGAAGUUGAUCUCGACAUUCAAUUGUCACGAAACUUUAAUUUGGAGAUUAAGAAGGAGCUGAUCGAUUUCGAAGACGACUGGGAAGCACUUACCCUUCACGUGAAAAAGGAAAAUUUAGAGUUUGCGUCGAACGAAAUCGAUGAAUAUCUGUAUGAACCGUACGAAGACGAAAAUUCGAAUCAAAUCGAUGAGACGCAGUUGAAUGACAUUCCGGUCGAUAACGAUGACAGCGACAACGAUUCCGUUGAUUCAAAUGAAACGGUGUACUUCCCAACAUUUUCUGAGCAAAUCAGCGAUUUACCUGGUUGUAGUGAUGACAAAACAGCCCCGCUGAGUGACCAGACGAAUUUGGAUUCGAAAAAGUUGAAAAAACCACAAUUGGAGCAGAAACUGCAGGACACUGUUUCCAAAAUCAAUGAAUCUGAAAAACAGAGGCGAAAACGAGGUCCUGAAAUGAUUUAUGCAAAGCCACUGGAAAAGCGGCGGAAGUCUAAAAAAAGCGAAGACAUCCCGGUACGUUCUAAGAAAAAGACUGAUGUGGCUACAAACGAGAGAAAAGAAAGACUGAAAGUUGCGGCAUCAACCUCAUCAAAACGGGACGAGCCGGACCGCAACAUGCCAUCAACGUCAACUCAUACUACUCCGAAAGUGAAAUUCACUCCGAAUAAUCGUGGGUCAUUUUUAACUGAUGCUUCACAGAUGCCGGUCUUACCAAAGAUUAUUUCGAAAAAACAGAAAGAGGAAAAACUCCGUGAAGAAAUCAAACGUAAUACCGAGAAAGCAGCCCACAACCUUAAUCUCGGAGAAGUAAUGCUUGACGCAACACCAACGCCACCGGAACUAGUACAAAAGAUUUGGGAAAAUAUGUACUCCAGUAGUGCUUCUCAGGCUGAGCAGCUGUCACCCACCAAAGAGCAAAAUAUACCUCUCAUGGAAAACGAAGACAGUGGAGCGUGUGAAAUCGAUUCCCCUACAAACGAAGAUCCGGAUGAAAUUAAUCAAUUGUCUGAUUUCAUUGACGAUGGCGUCGGAAUGGAAACUGAGGAAAGUGAAGGAAACGAGAACGAUUUGAAUUAUGACGAUGAUUACGACGAGGAACUCGCUAUCUACCAUCUGGUAAUGAAAUUGCCACCGGAAACUGGUAAAAUUACAGUAAUUGAAACGAAUCCGAAACCUGCCCACAUCAGAUCGAUACUGAAAACCUCGACUAAACUCGGACCGAAGAAAAAACGCCGAGUAACUUUCAAAGAAUCCGGCUUCCAAUACAAUCCUCGACACAAAAUCAUUUCCGAUUUAACUGCAUACGAUUGCUCACGAUGCGACACAGUGGAGAUUUUUUUCAGCAGCGUGGGCACAGACAUUCGGUCGUUUGCCGAUUCAUAUGAAGAUUAUAAGGAAUAUCGGACAACCCUGGUGUCAUUAAUGCUGGUUGAAUUGUGGAAAGAAAUCGAACUGGAAUACAUUAAUUCGAAAAUACACAGCUUCACCUCCGUCACAAUAAACGACCAAAAUCUGGAGAAGAGAGGAGAAGGACUCAGGAUGAUUUUCCAUUGUCAAGCCAAUGCAUUGUACAAAUCGAACGCCGUUUGUGAUGACCACAUAGUGCUUGCGAAGUGUACGCAAAAUGGAGAGGAAAUUGAAUUCGUUGCGCUAAUUACGUCGAUUAGGUAUUCGAAUAGAGAAGCAACUGACAAGCUAGCAUACUUUACCAUGGAAACAUCGGUUUUGACUCAAGUAUUGCCAAUUGAUUCACUGAAAAUUCGACCCAUCACCGCCAUCGCAAAUACCCUGAACAGCCUGAAUGCCGUCUACAGUUUAAAGACCUCGCCAUUGGCAAAUUUAGUCAUAAAUCCACUAUCGGAAGAAAACCUAGUUCGUCAUACGCCGGAAAAUCUUACCUUCAAAUGUUAUGAUACAUUAGACGACACUCAACGUAAAAUCUUAGGGACACUGUACAGGCGCUGUAUUAACUUGGAUGUUCCCAAUAUAUCGUUACUGGAAGGUGCAGCUGGCACGGGAAAGACCUGUCUGAUAGUCAAUUUGGCCCUGCAGCUAGUAUAUGGCGAUGGAUUGCCCAAGCCACUUAAAAUAUUAAUCUGUUCAAAGUCUAACGGAAGCAUCAAUGACUUAACCCGAAAAUUGAUCCACAUUCGGGACGAUACUGCAGGAAGCACAAAAAUAAAGUUGGUGCGAUUUGGUGUGUUGGAAAACAUGGACAGUGCCGUUCAACGCGUCUCCGUACAACAUCUCAAAGAGAUGGAGCGGCAUUCACCUCAAUUCACCAGUACCAGUUACGAUGACCUCGUCAGUCAGAGAACCACAUUGGAAUUGAAACUGACAGCCUUAAAUUUGGACAACGGCAUCGAUCAUGCGACGACUUCGAACGCCAUAGAAAAACAGCUGUACAAAGUAAACGCUCUGAUCGAUCGGUUCCAAGGUCUGGAACGGAAAAAACUUCGAGAUUCAACGACGUUCAUACUGAAUUCAUGUGAUAUCAUUUGCACGACAUUGGCAAGCAUUCCCAAGUUGCAGAACUAUGUUUCCCAAGUGGAUGUUUGUAUCAUUGAUGAGGCCACACAGUGUAACGAGCCGUUGACACUGCUACCAUUUCAAUUUGGUAAUCCGUCACUGGUUCUAGUUGGUGAUUCGCAACUGCUACCACUGGCUGCUUAUUCACCUAUCGUCAAAUCAAUGAAUUACGGCAAGUCGCUGUUCGCCCGUUUCCAAAAACUGUAUUUGGGUAAAUUUGGCAGUCCAGUUUUCGAAAUGAAUUUCCAAUAUCGAAUUCAACAAGAAAUCUUAUUGUGGCCGAAUCAUCAAUUCUACAAAAAUCGGCUCGUUCCACAUGCAUCGGUCAAGGACAAUAGUUUUCCCAUUGCUCCGUACAAAGUCAUUUCGUACAGUCUGGAUAAAGGUGUGAAAGAGAGUGAUAACAUCAUGUUAGUUGUUAAGGUUCUGCUGGGACAUGUGGACUGGCAUGCGCAUUCGGUGGGAAUGAUAUGCACCAAUUUCAAACAAAAUUCCAUUUUGAAGAACAAAUUGAAGGCUUAUCCGUACAUUGCUACGAACUCAGCUGAAUCGUAUAUUGGUGAAAAAGACGUGGUGAUUAUUUGGAUUAGUGGAGAGCACGGUAUUUCCCAUUUGGCGCACCAACAAGUUUUAAAUGCGGCUGUGACACGGGCACGAAAAAGUCUGCUGAUUUGUGGUGCCAAUCUAACUGGUUACAAAAAUCGUCCGGUGUGGAGAUCAUUACUGGAAAAUGCUAACCAAAGAAAUUGCUUGCAGCACUUUAAGGUGUUAACCGCUUCAAAGGUCUGCCAUACCUUAAGUAGAAAUGUCGUAGUAAAUGGGCGGCCUGAACCGAAGUGCAACAUAUGUAAAUUUUAAUAGAAAUAUAUUUUUAAAAGUGACUCGAAUUAUAGCAGAAGAAUUUUGCAAAAGUUUUUUUUUUUUAAAUAUUUAAUUUAAUAAAUUUGUGAUAAAAA
This is a messenger RNA of Bradysia coprophila, 4303 nucleotides long. RefSeq lists its product as uncharacterized. The record is from RefSeq and is a predicted model, not a curated record. Gene Ontology annotation, cellular component: nuclear body. Gene Ontology annotation, biological process: termination of RNA polymerase II transcription. Lineage: Eukaryota; Metazoa; Arthropoda; Insecta; Diptera; Sciaridae. Gene Ontology annotation, molecular function: transcription termination site sequence-specific DNA binding; helicase activity; protein binding.